Molecule: messenger RNA, 814 nt
Organism: Aspergillus sclerotioniger CBS 115572
Lineage: Eukaryota; Fungi; Ascomycota; Eurotiomycetes; Eurotiales; Aspergillaceae
Exons: 1
Coding region: 73-756 (227 amino acids)
Source: RefSeq, a predicted model, not a curated record
CCUUAAACAACCGUCUCUAUGCCUCAAACCAUUCCCACAACUCUACCCAACUCAACAAGGUUAUAGUCUACAAUGACCUCUAAGAUCCCGGAGAAUCUCUACCAUGUCCUCCUCACAACCACCCACAUCAACAAGAACCCCAACAACAUCAUCGAAACCCUCCGCAUCCCAGGCACCUACACGUCCCUUCUUGCCGCCAAAGCCGCUGCCCACAGCUGCCUUUACGACGCCGGCUACGAGCGAGACUUUUUCCCGACCUACGAAACCAGCCACGCUAUCUUUGAGAAGGAGAACCUCCCCGACCGUUUGGGCCUCGCCAUUUACGCUGUGGCCCCGGACGGCACCACAUUCCGCGUCCGCAUAGACACCACCCCUAACAAACUUCAACUCACCACCGAUCUUGACGACGGCCGUGUCUCCAUCCCGCUGUACUAUGUCGUCCAGGCUAAUGUGGAGUACGAUGCCAUUGAGGGACAAAGUACCGUCCGGGAGGUGAUUGUGCAGAGCACUUUCACGGAGUACCUUCAGGGGAGGGAGUAUGCGAGGAGUGUGUUGCUGUCAGAACAGGACGGGAUCUUGAAGGGCAGUUAUGCAGCGUAUGUGGAAGCCGGAGAGGAGGAACGAGAUUGUGGGUAUGGGGAGAACGUGGUUGUGCAUGCGUCGUCUGAUUAUGGGGUCAAUCAUCUAGUUAGUGUGAUUAGGAAUCAGGAGUUGGGGAGUGUGAUUUUGGCGGAGGCUGCGAUGAGGAUUGGUUAGUGCAUCUUUGAGGUAUUCUCAUUCAAUGAUUAUGAGCCUUUCAUAGGGACAAGUGGGG